Molecule: messenger RNA, 1359 nt
Organism: Leptopilina boulardi
Lineage: Eukaryota; Metazoa; Arthropoda; Insecta; Hymenoptera; Figitidae
Product: phospholipase B1, membrane-associated-like
Exons: 8
Coding region: 1-1281 (426 amino acids)
Biological process (GO): phospholipid metabolic process
Molecular function (GO): glycerophospholipase activity
Source: RefSeq, a predicted model, not a curated record
AUGAUUAGUCUGAAAAUAAUGUUGAUAUAUCGCAACAAUAUAUACAGAUGCACUUUGAAACGAGUACAGGAAACAAAGAUAAUUAAUAACAGCCUCUUGUGGGUUAUCGAUUCACUUUUAGUCUAUACCACACUCACAACUGCAAAAGCACUGAACAGAUUUUACUCAUCUGCCAGUUUUAUACUUAAUAAAAAUGAAUUGGGAAGAUAUUACAAAGAUGCUGAGAAAGCAGGAAUUCUCCAGCCACGUAUACCUGACAAUGUACCUUUCCCCUGUAAUCUUACAGGUGCGAGGUCAAAAAAAGUGCCAUCAUCUAUUCAUAAAUUGAGACCAGGUGAUAUUGACGUAAUUGGAGCAAUUGGAGAUUCUAUAACCGCAGGGAUGGCUAUGCUUUCAACAAAUCCUAUUCAUUUAUUUUUGGAAAAUAGAGGAUCAAGUGCGAUAGGUGGAGGUCAAAAUUCUUGGCGAAAAUAUUUAACACUUCCGAAUAUUCUCAAGGAAUUUAAUCCAAAUUUAAUUGGCUAUUCACAAUCGGAUUCUUUUGAAUUUGAUGCAUCGUCUGAAUUUAAUGUCGCUGAAGCAGCUGCAUUUUCAAUUAAUUUACCAACAAUGAGUCGAACAUUGAUAGAAAAAAUGAAAAAUCAUUCAAAAGUUGUCAUUAAAAAACAUUGGAAGAUGAUUUCGAUUUUUAUUGGAUCAAACGAUUUUUGUACCUUGAUGUGUUAUUUACCAUCACCGUGGUCAAUUUUAAAAAAUCACAAGAAAAAUUUGAUACAAGCUUUACGAUUGCUUCGUGAUAAUUUACCAAGAACUUUUGUGAAUUUAAUUCUACCUCCUAAUUUGAAAAUCAUAAGUUUUAUGAGAGAAAGAUUACUUUGUGAUUUAUAUUCGAAAAUUGUAUGUUCUUGUCUAUUUGGACAAAGAUGGCUCAAAAGGAGAGAAGAAUUUUUUGAUAUUAUGACUAGAUAUCAAGAGAUAGAAAAAGAAGUAGCUCAAUAUUCAGAAUUUCAAACUGAAAAUUUUACUGUUGUAGCACAACCGUUUUUGGUAAAUUUAACGUUACCUUCGAAAAAAAGUGGCUCUAUUGAUUUAAGUUUUCUUGCAAAUGAUUGCUUUCAUCUCAGUCAAAAGUCAAAUGCUCGAGCUGCUGUGGCUAUUUGGAAUAAUUUAAUGGAACAAGAAGGACAAAAGUCAAUGAACUGGGGUGACACUUUUAAAAGAUUUAUUUGUCCAACUGUGAAAAGGCCUUAUUUUGCCACAUGGAAAAAUAGUAGAAAAUGAAAAUUAUAAAUUUUCAAAAAUAGGUACUUAAAUUAAAAUAUAAAGUAAUAUAUAUUAAUAAAUUAUUAAAAUUGAAAA